AUGGUGCGGCCGGCCGCCGCUGUGUGGUGGCUGUCUGCCGGCACCCUGUACCGGGCGCCGCUGCACACCCCCUGCCCUGACGAAGCGGAGGCCCGCUGUCGCCGACAUCUUGAGAGCAAAGCGGAUGACCCGCUAGUGGCGCAGCUGACGGAGCAGGUGGCCAAACUGCAAGAUGAUCUCAGGUUCCGGGACAUGGACCUGCGAGAGACCCGCGAGUACCUGCAGGAGGGUGGCGACGAGUUCCUGCAGCUGGAGGCGGCGCACCAGGAGGAUCUGGAGCAGCUGCUGUGUGCGUGCGGCCAGCGGGCGCUGGCCCAGCCGGCGGAGCUGUCCAUCCGGGAGGAGGAGGAAGAGGCCGCCACCGUCGAGAUGAGCUUCAACAGUCGUGUCCGCUCGCUGCGCACCAAGACGGGCGCCAUGCUGCGACAGGUGGCUAGUCCGAUGCAGGCCGGCACGCUGCAGCUGCGCGCCCAGGUGGAGACGCUGCAGGCGCAGGUGUCAGAUCUGACGCAGGCGCACGCCGCUCUCCAGCGCCAGAACCGACAGCUGGAGGAGAAGGUGGGCGAGAGCCGGGAGGAGGCGGUGCGUCAGCAGCGCGAGCUGGAGCUGGAGCGGGACCUGGCGGCCGGCGAGAGCGAGCGUCUGUUCACCACCAACCAGCAGCUCAGCACCCAGCUGACUCAGCAGGAGCGUGUUAUGGUCGACAUGACCAAGCGGUACCUGGCUGCCACCACGCCGGCCCGUGCGGCUCUCGAGAAGCGCUCGGCGCCGCCCGACCUCAACGACACGUGCGGUUUUGAAGAGGCUGAGCGUCAGCUGCUGGAGGAGCAGCGGCAGCAGGUGGCGCAGGAGCGGGAGGUCCUCGGUGCCGCCGUGGAGGAGGUCGCCGGUGCCGCCGCGGAGGAGGUCGCCGCUGCCGCUGCGGAAGAGGUCCUCGGUGCCGUCGCGGAGGAGGUCGCUGCGCCCGGCACCGAGGCGGAAUCGCCGACCUCCCAGCUGGCCGCGCUGCAGGCAGCGAACGCCCGACUGACGGCGGAGCUGCAGUCGGCCGGCGAGCGGCUGACGGCCGAGACGACCCGGGCGUCGGAGGAGCGCGACCAUCUGGCUGCCGAGCUCCGGACGGCCGCCGAGCGCCUGACCGCCGAGACGGCCGGCCAGGCCGAGCUGCGGGCAGCGAGCGAGCGAGUCGCGGCCCAGCUUCAGGCGGCAGACGAACAGCUGGCGGCCAAGACGGCUGAGUCGGUCGAGCUGCAGGCGGCCAACGAGCGGCUGACGGCUGAGCUGCGCUCGCUCACUGAGCGUCUCGCCGCCCAGACGGCUGAGGUCGCUGAGCUGCAGGCGGCCAGCGAGCGGCUGGUCACGGCAGAGGCCCACUCAGCCCAGGUUACAGAGACCAGCGAGCGGCUUUCGGCCGAGCUGGCCGAACUGCGCACCGACCGGGACCGGCUGGCUGUCGACCUGGCCGCACUGCAGCAGCAGGCGGAGCAGCACACGGUCGAGCUGGCCGAGCGAGAGUCGGCCGCCGCCGCCGAGCGGGCUGCCGCCGACACGCGUCUGCAGGAGCUGCAGCGGCGCGCUGCUCAGAGCCGCGAGAGACUCGACGAACAGCUGGCCGCCGUCAUGGAGGAGCGUGACGAGUUCAAGUGCCGCGCCGAUGUGGCCGCACGCCAGCUGGAGGAGCGCGAGGAGGAGCGCGACGAUGAGGCGGCCGCCGGCGCUGCUGGCGUGGCCGCUCGCCUGGCCGAGGCGCAGCGCGAGCUGGAGCACCUGCAGCGCGAGUACAAGCGCGCGCUGCACGACAAGAAGGAGGCGGAGGCGGACGCAGCCGUCUGCGAGCGGGAGAUGAAGCAGAUGCGCGCGCAGCUGCAGCAGGGCCACCAGAGCGACGUCCAGCUGGUGGAGCGGCUGCGCGCGCGCGACACCGAGGUGGAGGUGCUGCAGGCGCGCGUGGCAGCGCUCACGCGCGAGGACGAGGCGUUCGGCAUCCUGAAGGCCGAACUGGAGGCUAAGAAGGAGGAGCUCAGACAAUGCAAUGUGACCGACCUCCGAGCCCAGCUAGAGCGGUCCGAUGCGGAGACCAGUCACCUUAGGGAUGAACUGGAAAGGCGCUCCAACGAACUGCUCAAGCUCAACAUACAAAUCGACAUGCUCAAAGGAAAGCUGACGGAAAAGGACGAGGACUUGCAGAAGGUGCGCGACGAGCGCUGCCGGCUGAUGCAGAUGUCCGAGCAGAACAUGCGGCGCAAGAACGACGAGCUGAACCGCGAGCGCCACGAGAGCUCGCACCUGCGCGACAUGAUGGCGCGUCUCACGCCCAAGUCGUCCUCGACGCUGAAGGCGGAGCUGGACGUCGCCAGGGCCGAGAGUCGACGCAAGAACGACCGGAUCGAGCAGCUGGAGGCGCGCCUGCGCUCCUGCCGCGACGACAUGGCCUCGCUGACCGCCUCCACGCCCACGCCCACGCCCACGCCGCGUCGCGCCGUCCCCCGCGCGCCCUCCGUCGACAUCGUGGCUGAGGUGACCGGCACGGACGGCGAUGAGGCCGAGGUGACGCCGAUGGUCCUGCCGAGCCGACCUCGCUCCGGCCGGCGCACGGGCCAGGACGCCGACCAGACUGGCGACGACGAGCCGCCGGCCUCCCAGCGGCGCACGCGCCGCACCACCAGGGCGGCGGUCCACUUCACCGACGAGAACGACGAUCCGGACGCGUCCGACGCCGGCUCGUCGGUGUCUCGCAGCAGUCGGUCGCGGGCGCCGCUGGACGCCAUCACCGAGACGCAGCCGACGACGCCAGCCGACCAGGCGCCGCCGGCCCGGCCCGCCAAGUCCACCACCACCAAGCGCAAGCUGUUCAAGCGCUGCUCCGACCAGAUGCUGCAGUGCUCGCCGGUGGAGAUCGCCGAGAAGCACGUGUCGCCCCGGAAGGUGGUGACGCGCAGCCUGCGCUCCCGCAAGAAGUGA
Messenger RNA from Pollicipes pollicipes, 2961 nucleotides. RefSeq names its product rootletin. The record is from RefSeq and is a predicted model, not a curated record. The coding region runs from base 1 to 2961 and encodes 986 amino acids. Lineage: Eukaryota; Metazoa; Arthropoda; Thecostraca; Pollicipedomorpha; Pollicipedidae. The transcript is spliced from 17 exons.